This is a messenger RNA of Manihot esculenta (cassava), 1796 nucleotides long. RefSeq names its product 3-hydroxyisobutyryl-CoA hydrolase-like protein 5. Bases 397 to 1587 code for a protein of 396 amino acids. The transcript is spliced from 15 exons. Gene Ontology annotation, molecular function: 3-hydroxyisobutyryl-CoA hydrolase activity. The record is from RefSeq and is a predicted model, not a curated record. Gene Ontology annotation, biological process: L-valine catabolic process. NCBI's taxonomy places the organism in Eukaryota, Viridiplantae, Streptophyta, Magnoliopsida, Malpighiales, Euphorbiaceae.
GAUGGCGCAUAUUCGACAAAUGAAAACAAGAAAAAAAGAGGAUGGAGCAUCUGUUGAAAGUAAGACGAACAAGAGAAAUGGAGAGGUUGGUGACACUUGACAAAUUACCAACAACCAAAACAAGCCCAAAGCUACUCCGACAUCUGUAGUUGUGUGCCGUCGGGCGGUGGUAGGUAAAUAACAUUUAAAAGCAUGUGGAAGCUCCAUUGUUUGACAUCUCUCUCUUCUUUAUUCUAAGACCAAGAGCCACCUAACUUCUACUUCAACAGCUGCAUAUCCAUUCUACUUUCUCAUCCACCUAAAAUCUUAAUCUUCUUCUUAUUUUGGCUAUACCCAUUCGCCUUUGCCCGGUUUCUUGCCUUGAAAUCAGUUUACUUUACUGAAUCAUUUAGAAGAAUGGCUCAAGAAGUAGUAAACCCAGAAGAGCAGGUUGUUCUUGGAGAAGAAAUUGGUAAUGUGAGGUUGAUCACAUUGAACAGGCCGCGUCAGCUGAAUGUUAUUUCAUCCAAAGUGGUUUCUCUGCUGGCAGAUUUUUUGAAGAAAUGGGAGAAAGACGACAAUGCAAAGCUUAUAUUAAUUAAGGGUGCUGGUCGAGCAUUUUCUGCUGGUGGGGAUCUAAAAAUGUUUUAUGAUGGGAGGACGUCAAAGGAUUCUUGCCUUGAAGUAGUCUACAGAAUGUACUGGCUUUGUUAUCACAUCCACACUUACAUGAAAACCCAGGUUGCUCUUGUCCAUGGAAUUUCAAUGGGAGGCGGUGCAGCUUUUAUGGUGCCGAUGAAAUUUUCAGUUGUCACAGAGAAAACUGUUUUUGCAACUCCAGAAGCAAGUAUUGGCUUUCAUACUGAUUGCAGUUUCUCAUACAUUCUUUCCCAUCUCCCUGGGCAUCUAGGGGAAUUUUUAGCUUUAACUGGAGCAAGACUGAAUGGCAAGGAAUUGGUUGUUGCUGGCCUAGCAACCCACUUUGUCCCUUCUGAGAAAUUGCCUGAGCUAGAGAACCGUUUGAUAAGCUUGAACUCUGGUGAUGAGAGUGCAGUCAAAUCUGCCAUUGAAGAAUUCUCUGUGGAUGUUCAGCUUGAUGAAGAAAGUAUUUUAAACAAGCUGUCCGUAAUUGACGAGUGUUUUUCCAAGGAUACUUUGGUAGACAUCAUUAAAUCAUUUGAAACUGAGGCAACUAAAGAAGGAAAUGGAUGGAUCAGAGCAAUACUGAAGGGGUUGAAAAGAUCUUCUCCUACAGGAUUGCAAAUCACACUCAGAUCGAUUCGCGAAGGACGGAAACAAACAUUGGCUGAAUGUCUGAAGAAAGAAUUCAGACUAACAAUGAACAUACUUCGGACUGUAAUAUCUGCAGAUGUCUAUGAGGGCAUUAGAGCUCUCACCAUUGACAAGGAUAAUGCUCCCAAGUGGGACCCACCAACUUUGGACGAAGUGGAUGAUCAAAAGGUGGACCUCGUAUUUCAGCCAUUCGAGGAGGAUUUGGAGCUCCAGAUUCCUGGACAAGAAAACUCCAGGUGGAGUGGGAAAUACGAGAAUUCACCAUAUGCAGCUUUGAAGGUGACAGAAAAAAAAUCACAAACAAAUGGCUGUUGAAAAUAAAUUCUAAACUCUGAGAAUGUGGAUUAUUUCAGGCAAUCUAUUAAUGUAUGUCUGCUCUAUGUUUCCUCUUGUAAUAAUAUAUUAAUAAGUUUGAUGUUUAUGAUGAUGAGAUGGAUUUGCUAUUUUCUCGUGUAUGUAUGAUGAACAGAUAUUGGCUUUGUAUGAGAAUUUUUAAAUUAUAUAUUUUAGUUGAUUUUAUAAAA